AUGACUGAAAAAGAAAUUACUGAAAAAGUUCCAUCCGAAGAGGCGGCCGUAUUCGCAUCAAGCAGCAUUGAUCGAGCCAACGUUUUGACAAGAACACCAAAAAUGAAAGCGACCAUCCGAAGACAAUCGUCACUCACAAAUAUUCCUGCAUGUGAAUUCAAUCGGAACGAUUCAACAACGCCCAAUAACGUUUUCAGUUUUCCGAAUAACAAUAAUGAUGAUCAACAGACGAAUUGGACAGAUGUUGAGAUGCGACAGAAAUGCGAUCAACAUCAACAGAUGAAUGGUGCUAGUGCGCAAAAUAAUCCAGUUGAAGCAGCGAUGUUGCCGAAUAAUUCGGAAAAAACUCAGGCCAACAGUAUUGUUCUUGCGGAACAACUUGAAUUGGUUACUACUCAGUUGAAUAGGGCAUUAUGUUCUCGUAUGGAAUUACAAGAAGAACUGAAUUUGGUUAAAAAACAUUUGGAAAAUACGUCACGCGAUUAUGAGGAGACAAUGAUGGAGCGAAGCAGUGUUCUUGAGGAGAAUAAUCGUUUGACCGAAGAACGAGACCGUCUGAAGGAUAGCGUUAAACAUCUCUCGAAUACUCUUCACAAUAUGAUCAAUUCUAAGUCCGAGCACCAAGUUCAGCAGUUACAAAGCAAACUGGAACAUACACGACGUCUGUUACAAUUGAAUAUGGAGGAAACGGCACUCGCGAAUUCGAAACGUGAACAGACCAAUGAGGAACUGGAACGAGUUCGAAUAAUUUGCGAUACGUUAGAGAAGGAACGCGAUCAAGCGUUAUUUCAGUUGAACAAUCUCGACGAACAGGAUGAGGAACCGCUGUUCGACUGUUGGAUCAAUCAUUCUAUUCAAAUCGCUUUGCCUUCUCCAAGUAGCACCAAUUUGGGUGUGAUAUUGGGUGGAGGUAAAGGUGAUGAGAUGUUCUCCAGUGGAAUGCCCAUAUUUGUCCGUGAUCUCAUACCGGGUAGUCCAUUUGAUGGUCAUCUCAAACCGCUGGAUUUCAUAUUGAAUGUUAACGAUAUAGAUGUGAGCACGAUGGAUCAACGCUCUGUGGUCGAUAUACUUAGUAACAGUUGCAAUCUUAAAAUGGUUGUCAAACGUCGCAAUGAUGCGUUUCGUGUGAUGGAAUAUUCAUUCAACGAUAUUUCUGAUUUGGGUGCCGAAUUCGAGGAUGGUGUAUUUAUAAGUAAAAUUGACGAGAACAGUGGCGGGGCUGAAAGCGGUCUGACGGCUGGAACUCGUUUGAUUCAUGUGAAUGGUGUACCGGUUCGUGAUGCUUCUCAUACAAAAGCACUUCUUGAUGCGAAUAAAGAUAAUCUAGUAUUGGGUGUAAUGUCACUCAAAACGCAUUCACCAAGACGUCAAUCAACGAAACCAGCCACCAUUAAUGCACCACAUCCAAAUAAACAACGUUCCAGAUUUCUCAAUAAGGUUCAUGAUAAAUUGUUUGGACGUGGCAAUGGUGCGAGUGGUAGCGAUAAGAAUCGCGCGAUAAUAGCACAUGCAAAUUUGGAUGCGUGCAUUGGUGAGUUGACAUCGUACCGACACGGUUCAUUGCGGAUACCCACCUCUCGACUGAGUCACUCGAUCAACCAUCAGUUGGUGCGAACCGGCUCCUUAAGAACAACCACUGCGAAUGCGGGCGGAUCACAUCCGAUCACAGACCCACGGCAAAUCAACGAACAACUCGAUAAAUUCUUCCAAAGACCAUCACAAUCGUACUUUCUUAAUCUUUAUCGAGAUGAAUGUAAACUGAGUUGUUUAAGUCAUGAUGAUGAUGGUUCUGUGCGAACAUGGCCCAAAUCGAAUGAACCGUCCAUAAGUAACGACUCACAAUCGAAUCAUAAAACCACCAACAAUCGACCAUCUGUCCUGCCAGCCUUCUCCUCAACCAGUAAUUAUCCGUGUGCAGCGAUCACAUCAACAAAUAGCAAUAAUAAUAAUAAUAAUGUGAACGAAAAUGGCAAUGCACUGAGACGAUCCACCGAUAUUAUGUUAGCAAGUCCAACGAAUAGCCAUUUGUCAUCGUACACGCAUCCUCAUUCGCACAAUAACAGUAGCUAUAUGGUCGAUGCAAACCCGUAUCACCUCGUUGACCAUCAACCGCAAAUCUCAUCUCCAGUACGUCCCUAUAGUUGGUAUCGCCCACCAAGCAGCAUCAAUAAUCCACCACAGUCGAUCUACUCGGCAUCGGCUCGUAUUGUAACGUCAACGAAUCUGCUGCUGGCCCAACCAAAACUGAUCGGUAUUGCGCACUCGCAACGAGUCAACAGCAGUGGAAACACAAGUACACGAAGUCCAGCACUGCCACAGCCACCACCAUAUCCAGGCCCUCGAUCGAGCGUUGAUUCGCUGAGCAUUGCCUCAUCGAACUCAUAUCCACUACCUCAGUCAUCGUCAACCACACCAACCUCGUAUCAUCCAAGUUUUUCACCAAGUGGAACAAUUUUAAAAGGAAGCGAUUCGCAAUUGUUGGAGGAAGAUGAAGAAAUUCGCCGUGUUGUGGUGAAUCGUGAUGGAUGUGGUGGUUUUGGACUGGCGCUUGAUAAUAAUGAGAACGGUGGGGUUGUCAUCUCGAAUGUUUACGGUCCGAGCAAAGGACGGGUUCAUGUGGGCGAGCAACUCCUUGACGUAACAAAUUCAUUCAUUCAUAGCAAAUCAUUUAGUGUGUUCUAUCAAUAA
This is a messenger RNA of Anisakis simplex (herring worm), 2688 nucleotides long. The record is from the annotation of a GenBank genome assembly. NCBI's taxonomy places the organism in Eukaryota, Metazoa, Nematoda, Chromadorea, Rhabditida, Anisakidae.